This is a messenger RNA of Mya arenaria, 3753 nucleotides long. RefSeq lists its product as uncharacterized. Bases 107 to 703 code for a protein of 198 amino acids. The record is from RefSeq and is a predicted model, not a curated record. The transcript has 2 exons. NCBI's taxonomy places the organism in Eukaryota, Metazoa, Mollusca, Bivalvia, Myida, Myidae.
UUACUUAAACUUCCGGCGAAUCUUUGAUUAUUUUGUUUUGUUUUUUUUACACAAAUUAGUAUAUCAGACAUUGUAUAUUUACAGAUUUUGCGUUAAAGAAAUAAUCAUGGACUUCAUACCUUUUAACCAAAAUACGAACCUAAAGCAAAGUGAUGGGUCUGGUAGGAAAAAUUCGCCAAAUCAGAAUAUGAAAGCCCAGUCUUUCGGAGGGUCAGCAAACAAAAUGCCGUCGUUUGGUAGCCCUGCACUUCCAUUUGGCAGCCCGGCUAUGAAUAACUCAGGAAACGCAUAUAACAGAACACCUAGUCCAAGGCAUCAGUCACCUUAUUCACCGAGAGGGUAUAAUAAUGGACAUAGUGGACGUGGCUAUAAUCAUCAGGGUUAUAACAGUAGAAAUUCAGGACAUUUUCAACAUAAUUCAAUGAGUCCAAGACAUCAGUUUAGUCCCAGUCACGGUCCACCCAUGAAAUACUCCCCAUACAGUCCAGUGGAAUACCAAAGGCAGAUGUCAGAACCUGCCAAUUUCAAGACUCCACAAAGCUUUGGUCGAGGCAAUGGCAGAAAGUCGUUCACAAAAACAUUUGAAAAGACACCAAGAUUUAAUUGUAAUCCCGGCGGAAGUAAUAGUAUUGAGGAUUAUUACAAUUCAAGUAUGGUUGAGGAUCCAUGGCAUAAUCUUAAUCCAGUCUUAGUUCAGACAUAGAACCACAUUGAUCGGACGCAAGGAUUUUUACUGGAAUUUUAACCGAUUGGAUUUUAUAUCAUGGAGACAUCUUUGGGAUGAUAAGAUUUGCUGAAUUGUGGAAAGAAAAAUAUGUGUGUGGUUUUGUGGCUGUUAUAACAGCAUAAUUCAUUAUAUAUGCAGAAAAGAAUGUUACAAACCUUGUAAGGAUCUGAUCUCACUAAAUAGGUUGAUAUGCUGUAAUGCAUGUAUGUAAACUAUAUGUAAUGAAGAGUUAUAAUUUACAGUACCAUACAUGGCAUGAAACUGUUGAAGUGAGUUUAUUAGGAAACUGCAGCAGUAAAAGUAUGUUUCUAAUCUGUAUAUAUUAAAAUAUAAACCGCCAUCUCAUAAAGAAAAUAGAAAAGGCAGCGAUCACUUCAUCAUGAUUAGGGCAGGGACAAAUUGAAACAUUCAUUACAUCUCUCAUAAAUUUGCGUUAUUUUAUAUUUUACAUUUUAUGCUGAUUAAAUUUGAAGUGGAUGAAUUAUUGUAAAUACCUUGAAUUUUAUUACCACUUUGCUUUUAUGUAUGAACAUAUUUAUAUAUAUAUUCAUCUGUAUCACCUUGAGUUCUCCUACUUGCAUUAAUUACAGGAUUCAUUACAAUACAAUGUUAGUUACUAAUUGUUAUCAUCUAUGACAUUUUGGUAAUAAAUAAGCCUUUGUUAUGAUUUAUAAAUAAAAUUUGAAACACCUAGUAAAUCUUCAUACUGCUACCUAAAUUUAACCGUCAAUACAAGAAUUAUAUCAAUUUUGUUUAAAAUUUGGACCCAACGGGCAUUCACUAUAAUUAUUUAUUAGUCUUAUUGAUCAGGGUUUGAUCUUAAGAUUUCUGGAAGGGUGCUGCACCAUGUGUCUUUAGCUCGACUAUUCGAAGAAUAAGGAGAGCUAUACUACAGUCAGUACUCACCCUGGCAUCGGCGUCACACCUUGGUAAAGGUUUUGCGUGCAAGCACACAAAGGUUAAUUUCUCAGCAACUACUUGAUGUAUUGCAUUGAGACUUCAUACAUUAUGGUACUCAACCAUCCAACCUACUUAAUUUACCAAGUUAGAUAGCUCUAGUUUGCAUUUAAUGCAAAUAAUUGCCCUUUAUUAUUCGACUUAGAAAUUCUGGUUAAGGUUUUGCAUGCAAGCACACAUAGGUUAAUAUCUCAGCAACUACGUGAGGUAUUGCAUUGAGACUUUAUACAAUGGUACUCAACCAUCCAACCUACUUAAUAAACCAAGUGAGAUAACUCUUGUUUGCAUUUAAUACAAAUAAUUGCCCUUUAUUAUUCGACUUAGAAAUUCUGGUUAAGAAUUUGCGUGCAAGCACACAUAGGUUACCGGUAAUAUCUCGGCAACUACUUGAUGUAUUGCAUUGAGACUUCAUACAAUGGUACUUAACCAUACAACCUACUUAAUUUACCAAGUUAGAUAGCUCUAGUUUGCAUUUAAUACAAAUAAUUUCCCAUUAUUAUUCGACUUAGAAAGUCUGGUUAAGGUUAAUAUCUCAGCAACUACUUCAAUUGUAUUGCAUUGAGAGUUUAUACAAUGGUACUCAACCGUCCAGUCUACUUAAAUAACCAAGUAAGAUAACUCUAGUUUGCCUUAAUUUCAAAUAAUGGCCCUUUUUAUUUGACAUAGAAAUUCUGGUUAAGGUUUUGCAUGUAACCACUUUCAAGUCAAUACCUCAGUGAAUACAUCAUCUAUUGCAUUGAAACUUUAUACACAGGCUCCCAGCCAUUCAACCUUCUUAAUAAAUUAAAUUAGAUAACUCUAUCUUGCAUAUAAUAUAAAUUUUGCCCCUUUAUUAUUCGACUUCGCAAUCAUGGUUAAGGGUUUGCAUGUAAGCACAUGUAAGUCAAUAACUCAGUAUACAACUUGAUGUAUAUUGCAUUGAGACUUAACACAACGAUACCCAACGUUCAAGCAUACCACAUUUUAAGUCAAUAUCUCAGCAAAUACUUUGUGUAUUUCCAACUAUCCAACAGACUGAACUAAUCAAGUAAGAUAACUCUAUUUUGCAUAUAAUGUAAAUUAUGGGUCUUUGUGACUUUCUCACACUGAAAAGCGACAGAAUAGUCGAGCGCGCUGUCGCUGUGACAGCUCUUGUUAAACAUGUACCAUACUUUAUCUUAGAGCAGGUACUGAAAAAUGUCUAGCCUAGGGUUAAAUUAUGAAGCUUAGUACUGAUUUCUUAAGUUUCACAGAUAUUUUGGGAAAAAGACAAAAAAACAUCAUUGAUCGCAUGAUAAUAUAUAUACCGGUACUAGAGUUUGCGAAAUCCGUCUGGCCCUCCAUCCAAGCCUGGUAAAAUUUGAGAAGGAUUCGUAAAAUGUGUGCAAAACUUAAAAUAGACAAAGUACUAAAAUGAUUGGAAAUGUAUUUGUACUUAUAAUCAGUCGCCGGUAUACUAUUAAACAUGACUGUACUGAUUAUUAAACUGAUAGUGAGAAAACUGCUCAACACCCUGCCAAAAGUAUGCAAUACACAUAUUAGGAUUAUAAAUAUACAAUUUUGUUACAGCUUUAUUUUCCAGUCAACUUUACAUGUACACUUCAUGAAAGUACCAUAAGACCAUAAUGGGGCUUGCAACCAUGCAUAUUCAGUGGUCAAAAACUCACCAGGAUUUUGUGAAUACAUCUUAUAAAUUUUGCAAAAACAUAUUUUGCAAUAUGAUGUGUUUUAAAUUGAGGUAAAUUUAUUGAUCAAUUGAUAAAUUUUGAAAUUGGUUUUUGGAGUAAAAUAUUUUUAAUAAUAUUUUUAUCUUACAAUGCUAACUAUUUUAGCGACGCCAUAAUUAUAACUAUAAUAUUAUGAAUUUCAAUAAUUCAAAACAUUUGCAUAAAUCUAUUUUGGGAAAAAUCAUGUUUCAAACGUUAACAUAUACUUCAGUAUGGCAUACUCUUGUGCUCUGGAAAAGAAAGUAAGAUUAAAAAACGAUGGCAAACGAGAAACAAUAGAUUUUCAAGAGUUAUCUUUUACUGCAUUCAUUUUAUCCAAAUGUUUAAUAUAAGAUUUUGUUCUUGAACAUUUACAAAGCAUAG